AUGACAGCAGUUGGCAAGGAUGGCAAUAAUGGUGUUUACCCAAUUGCAUUUGCCGUGGUUGAGGCAGAAACAAAGGACUCAUGGAUAUGGUUCAUGAAAAGGUUGCUUGAUGAUAUUGGAAGUUUAAGGGAUGAAGGGUGGACCUUCAUGUCUGACCAGCAAAAGGGAUUAACACAAAUGUUUGAUGAGCUCAUGCCAGGUGUGGACCAUCGAUUUUGUGUUCGACAUCUAUAUAAUAACUUUAGUAAGGAUUAUAAAGGUAAGCUACUAAAGGAUCGCAUGUGGGCAGCUGCUAGGGACACUAACAUGUCUGAGUUUCAGUUUGAAAUGGGGAAGAUCAAGAAGUUAAACACAAAGGCAUGGGAAUGGGAUAAACCAAUAAUCACCAUGUUGGAGGAGAUUAGAUUGCAUUUGAUGGCUUAUUAUAUUAAGAAGAAGGAGAAAAUGGUUCCAGUUUGGUGUGGGGAUUGCAAUGAGUCAAAGUUUGAAGUAUCAAAAUUGCCUGACAAGUAUGUAGUUGACAUAAAGCAGCGUACAUGCUCAUGUGGAUCAUGGGACCUAACUGGGAUUCCUUGUGCACAUUCUAUAGCUGCAUUGGGAUAUAUGGGUCACACGAUUGAGGAUUAUGUGCAUCAUUGCUAUAGUAUGGAGUCCUUAGCCCAGACAUACGAGUCAUGUGUAUACCCUAUUAAUGGUCCCAAGUUGUGGCCACAAAGUGGCAGAGAAACCAUACUCCCUCCUAAAAAAAUAAGACAAGGGGGUAGGCCUAAAAAGAAGAGAAAGAAGGAACCUGGUGAGCUAAAUAAUCCAUAUAAGAUGAAGAGGAGAAUUGGCCAUGUUAAAUGCAGCCAAUGUGGGAAAGUAGGCCAUAACAAGAGGAGGUGUAAUCCUGCUACGAAUAAAUCAGCAACUCAAGCUAGCAAACAACAAAGAGUAAGAGAGCCAAAUGUAACAACUCAGAGUUUGGAAGACCAAGAUCAUGGGGCAUCUUUAAGCCAUGUAGAACCUACUAAUGAGGCAGCACAUCCAUCACAAACAAGCCAUGAAGCACAUGCAAAUCAACAUAAUGAAAAACUACCUUUUAGGAAAGGAAAAGCCACAACACAAAGUCAGCAAGCAUCCCAAUGUGAAAGAGUGCAUCGAAUUCAACCAGCAUCUCAGGUUAUGAUCAUUACAUUUAUAUGUUAAAAUCAAAUUGCCUAUAUUGUUUCUACUAGAUUAAUAUCCUUGUGCACUUUC
Molecule: messenger RNA, 1239 nt
Organism: Quercus lobata
Lineage: Eukaryota; Viridiplantae; Streptophyta; Magnoliopsida; Fagales; Fagaceae
Exons: 6
Coding region: 1-1188 (395 amino acids)
Molecular function (GO): nucleic acid binding; zinc ion binding
Source: RefSeq, a predicted model, not a curated record